Gadus morhua (Atlantic cod) is the source of this 2229-nucleotide messenger RNA. Its product is annotated as NLR family CARD domain-containing protein 3-like. The record is from RefSeq and is a predicted model, not a curated record. The transcript is spliced from 3 exons. NCBI's taxonomy places the organism in Eukaryota, Metazoa, Chordata, Actinopteri, Gadiformes, Gadidae. The coding region runs from base 1 to 2229 and encodes 742 amino acids.
AUGGAGACGCCUCAGCCACAGCCCCUCCACCCCCUCAGCUGGAGGGGCACAGCUCCAGGUCAUAAAGGGUCUUCGUCGGGGCCAGUCCAAGGUGGUUCUGAUCUGAGGGAGCCAUCGCCCAGGUCCAGCUGGCCCCGCCCAUCACUGUUCAGCCUGAGAGAGGCUUCCAUCUCGGGGGUUGGAGUGAACACCGUCCACAGGGAGCUUCACCUGGUCCAGCAGAGUCCUGGCUUCUCCUUCAGGAGACCGCCGGACUACAGAGACAUGACCUCAGAGACGUUGAAUCACCCGGGGACCCCUUCUGGAGACCCCCUGCAUAACCCCUCCCCAGUGUGGGGCGCCACUGAAGAACGGUGUUCAUCAUUGACCUCUCUGGAGGCCCUGAAGGUUGUGCUCUGUUCUGGGUGUCCUGGAGGAGAGCUGGGCGUGGCUGAAUCUGCUGCUGUCGAGUGCCAACCUAAAUCCAAGUCUCGUUUGAAGAAGAAGUUGUGGAGUUUGGAUGAGGGAAUCACACAAAGAGAGCAAAGACCUCUGAAUGAGAUCUACACUGAGCUCUUCAUCACAGAGAGAGGCAGUGGAGAGGUCAACCAGGAACAUGAAGUCAGACUGAUUGAAACAGCUUCCAGGAAACCAGCCAUGAAGGAAGCACCAAUCAGAUGUGUGGACAUCUUUAAACCCUUACCGGGACAAGAUAAACCAGAUAAACCAAUCAGGACAAUAAUGACAACUGGAGUGGCCGGCAUUGGUAAAACCGUCUUAACACAAAAGUUCACCCUGGACUGGGCUGAAGGCAAAGCCAACCGUGACAUAAACUUCACAUUUCUCCUCACUUUCAGAGAGCUGAAUAUACUGAAAAAGAAAGAGUUUAGCUUGGUGGGACUUGUUCAUCACUUCUUUAUUGAGACCAAAGAAGCAGAAAUCUGCAGAUUCCACAGGUACCAAGUUGUCUUCAUCUUAGAUGGUCUGGAUGAGUGUCGACUUCCUCUGGACUUCCAGAAAAACCCGAUCUUUAAUGAUGUCACAAAGUCCACCUCGGUGGACGUGCUGCUGACAAACCUCAUCAGGGGCGACCUGCUUCCAUCCGCUCGCAUAUGGAUAACCACACGCCCUGCGGCAGCCAAUCAGAUCCCUGCUGAGUGUGUUGACAGGGUGACAGAGGUGAGGGGGUUCACCGACUCACAGAAAGAGGAGUACUUCAGGAAGAGAUUCAGAGACGAGGCGCUGGCCAACACAAUCAUCUCCCACAUCAAGAAAUCACGAAGCCUCCACAUCAUGUGUCACAUCCCAGUCUUCUGUUGGAUCACUGCUACAGUUCUGGAGGACAUCUUAAAAACAUCCAAGAGAGGAGAAGAGAUGCCCAAGACCGUGACUCAGAUGUACAGCCACUUCCUGAGGGUUCAGUCCAUACAGGGGGACAGGAAGUACCAUGGGAGAUCUGAAACAGAUCCACACUGGAGUUCAGAGAGCAGAGAGAUCAUCGUUUCUUUGGGAAAACUGGCUUUUAACCAGCUGGAGAAAGGCAACCUAAUCUUCUACGAGGAAGACCUGGCAGACUGUGGCAUCGACAUCAUAGCAGCCUCAGUGUACUCAGGAGUGUUCACCCAGAUCUUUAAAGAGGAGUGUGCGGUGUACCAGGCCAGGGUGUUCUGCUUUGUCCAUCUGAGCCUCCAGGAGUUUCUGGCUGCCCUUUAUGUCUUUCUGUUCUUCAUCGACACUGGUAUCGAUCUGCUAUCAGAAGAACCAUCCAUAUCUGGGGAAGAUAAACUACUCCUCCUCUACCAGAGGGCUGUGGACAAGGCCUUACAGAGAAAGAACGGACACCUGGACUUGUUCCUCCGCUUCCUCCUGGGCCUCUCUCUGGAGACCAAUCAGAUUGUCCUACGAGGUCUGCUGGGACAGACAGGAACUAGCUCACUGACCAAUACAAAAACAGUGUCUUACAUCAAGGAGAAGAUAGAUGACGAUCUCUCUCCAGAGAUAAGCAUCAACCUGUUCCACUGUCUGAAUGAGCUGAACGACCGUUCUCUAGUGAAGGAGAUCGAACGGUACCUGACAUCAGGAAGUAUCUCCGGAAAAUUUCUCUCUCCUGCUCAAUUGUCAGCUCUGGCCUUCAUCCUAGUGACAUCAGAAGAGGAGCUGGACGUGUUUGACCUGAAGAAAUACUCUGCUUCAGAGGAGGGUCUUUUGAGGCUGCUGCCAGUGGUCAAAGCCUCUAAAACAUCUCUGUAG